AAAAAAAAUAGCGACGAGGACAUCUCAAAGCUGUAGUCUCACCACAAACAGCGCUCCUCGAUCAAGUUGCCCGCCAUGAAGACCACGUGGAAGGACAUUCCCCCGGUUCCUACUCAGCAGGAGUUCCUGGACAUUGUGCUGAGCAGGACCCAGCGCAAACUACCUACCCAGAUCCGCGCCGGCUUCAAAAUCAGCAGAAUCCGAGCGUUCUACACACGAAAGGUCAAGUUCACACAGGAGACCUUUUCCGACAAGUUCGCCUCCAUCCUCGACAGCUUUCCUCGCCUUCAGGACAUCCACCCGUUCCAUAAGGAUCUGCUCAACACCCUCUACGAUGCAGACCACUUCAAGAUUGCCCUUGGUCAGAUGUCCACUGCCAAGCACUUGGUCGAGACCAUCUCUCGAGACUAUGUCCGUCUCUUGAAAUACGCACAGUCGCUCUACCAGUGCAAGCAGCUCAAGAGGGCGGCCCUUGGUCGCAUGGCAACGCUGGUCAAGCGAUUGAAAGACCCUCUGCUGUAUCUGGACCAGGUCCGCCAGCAUCUCGGCCGUCUCCCCGCCAUCGACCCCAACACCAGGACCCUGCUCAUCUGCGGUUACCCCAAUGUUGGCAAGUCCAGCUUCCUCCGAAGCAUCACCCGCGCCGACGUGGAUGUCCAGCCCUACGCUUUCACCACCAAGAGUCUGUUUGUCGGUCACUUUGACUACAAGUACCUGCGAUUCCAGGCCAUCGAUACCCCUGGUAUUCUUGAUCACCCUCUGGAGGAGAUGAACACCAUUGAAAUGCAGAGUAUCACGGCUAUCGCUCACUUGAGAUCCGCCAUCAUGUACUUUAUGGAUCUGUCCGAGCAGUGUGGUUACUCAGUCCAGGCUCAGAUUCAGCUUUUCCGAAGCAUCAAGCCCCUCUUCUCGAACAAGCUCGUUUUCCUUGUCGUCAACAAGAUUGACAUCACCCGGCCCGAAGAUUUGUCGCCAGAGCUCCAGGCUGAACUGCAGACCAUCCUCAAGGCCGGCGAGGUUGAGAUGCUCCAGCUCUCCUGCAACACCCUGGAGGGUGUGCAGGAGGUCAAGAACGCUGCCUGUGAGCGCCUGCUUGCUGAGCGCGUGAACCAGAAGCUCAAGGCUGGUACUACGAGCAGCGGAGCCAUCGGAGGCCGUCUGGCUGAGGUCAUGGCCCGUAUCCACGUUGCCCAGCCUAUGGGCGGCGCCGCCCCUGAGACCUUCAUUCCCGAGGCCGUCAAGAACAAGAAGAAGUAUGACAAGGACGACCCUGACCGACCCAGGCUGGCCAAGGACGUCGAGGUGGAGAAUGGUGGUGCUGGUGUCUACAACGUCGACAUGCGCGCCGACUGGAUGCUUAAGAAUCCUGAGUGGAAGUACGACAAGAUGCCCGAAAUCUUUGACGGAAAGAAUGUCUACGACUACGUCGAUCCUGAUAUCGAAGCUAAGCUGGCCGCCUUGGAAGAGGAGGAGGAGAGGCUCGAGCAGGAAGGCUUCUACGAGUCGGACGAAGACAUUGAGGACGAUGAAGAGGCCGAGAUCAUGCGCAAGGCAGAGCUCAUCCGGGAGAAGCAGCAGCUCAUCAGAAACGAGGCUCGCAUGAAGAAGAGACUCAAGAACCAGGCCAUCAUCCCCCGCAAGUUUGUCAAGAAGCCGCUCUCGGAGAUGGAAGACGCCCUGGACACUCUGGGUGUCGACACCACCGACAUCGCCGAGCGAGCCCGCGCCACUGCCAUCACCCGCGGCCGCGGCCGCUCAUUAUCGCGCCUCGGCACUGCGGACGCCGACUCCAUGGACGUCGACACUCCCAAGACGGAUCGCCAGCGUCUGCGCUCUCUGAGCAGACCUGCCAGCAGACACCCCGUCAGCCGCAGAGACGAGGGUGUCCAGGACGUGGCCACGAGGUCAAAGGCCGAGCGGAUAGCCAAGCUCAACCAGAAGAGGAUGAACAGAAUGGCCCGACAGGGAGAGGCCGACAGACAUACUUCUGCAUCUCUGACAAAGCACUUGGUUGCCGGAAAGCGCGGUAUUGGCAAAACCAACCGACGAUAA
Messenger RNA from Trichoderma virens Gv29-8, 2052 nucleotides. RefSeq lists its product as uncharacterized. The record is from RefSeq and is a predicted model, not a curated record. Lineage: Eukaryota; Fungi; Ascomycota; Sordariomycetes; Hypocreales; Hypocreaceae. Bases 76 to 2052 code for a protein of 658 amino acids. Gene Ontology annotation, molecular function: GTPase activity; RNA binding; GTP binding. Gene Ontology annotation, biological process: ribosomal large subunit biogenesis. Gene Ontology annotation, cellular component: nucleolus. The transcript is spliced from 4 exons.